CCUGUCAUCUUGCGGAAUGUAGCGGCAUGGUCUGUGUUAUUUCAGUACAGCCGGAGUUGGAAUUUGCCUGUUCUCCCCGUUAAGGCUGGAAGCAAUCAAAUAUUCUAACGAUUAUCUCAUCGAUUAUAACAAUCACUGGAUAAAAAUGUAUUCGUCCCGAGUUAAGGCACGUUCUGUACAUACGUGUGUGUGAGAUGGAUCAAGACAAAAAAAGGGUGCUGAAAAUUGAGCAGAUGCGCUUUCAAGAAAAGUCUGGCCUCCCAGCAUGUUUGCAGCUGCUCGUGUGUGUGUGCGCGUGUGUGCGUGCUGUAUCAUCAUCAAAAUACCAAUCUCAUACUGUCUGUUGUCCUCAAUGAGAAUGAACAAGAAUUUACGAAACUGCCCAGACAACAAGAGAAUAGCUCCAUUUUAUUUAUUUGCUGGUCCAAUCAAAUAUUGUUGCUUUGCAAGAUCACUUUACCUGCGACCAAAAGCCCAAUGAAAAAAAAACAAACGUAUGUGUGUGUGUGUGUGUGUGUGUGUGUGUGUGCGCGCGUGUGUGUGUGUGUAUGACCAGUAGCAACCAUUCUGUCGAUGGCAUUUUGCAUUACAUGUUAGCAUUAAGCUGGUGGACUUUCAUAAAAUAUUAAUCAUUUAAAAAAAAAAAAGAAGACAUUUGUGAAUAUAUUGUAUGGUUCAACAUUUUGGUUUAAAUUUUAAUUUGGUUUAAAUAUAAAUAAUGUUUAAUUCUCUUUUGUUAUAGUAAUGUUGAUUUUUGUGUGUUAAAGUAGGAGCUGUUUAAAAGUUAAGAAUUAUCGUAACAUUUAUGCUAAUUUCGGUUAACCCGUUUAUGGUGUUCCGCAUUAUAUGUUAUCAUUAGGCUGGCGGACCUUUAUUAACAUAGAGUUUGUUUGAACAUUUCAGUGUGUAAAUAUGCACCCCUCCAUUUUCUUUACCGCUUAUCCUCAUUAGCGUCGCCGGCGUGCUGGAGCCUAACCCAGCUAACUUUGGACGAGAGGCUAAUAUGUUAAAAUUAUUCCCUGAUAGAUUGAAAAUGGAUGGACGAACGGAUGGAUAGACCGAGAUAUCUGGAUCGGCAUGGACUUCACCUGUCCACCUGUCCUCAUCCGUUGGGAAUGGGCCAGCAUCUGGCCAGGGAGCAUCUGGACUCCACGCGCCGGUGGGGCCGGCGCGGCCCGAGAGUGAGGGGGGCCGCGGCCAGCUCGUGAAGGCGGCCUAACCCUGCCCCCUCUUACUCUCGCUCCUUUUCUCUCUUUCUGUCUCUCUUGCUUUCCCUCUGCCUCCAUCUUCAUUGUGACUUUUGAACUUGCGAUGCCCUUCCGGCUGAAGCUGCGGCGCACGCGGCGCUACAACGUCCUGAGCAAGAACUACUUUGUGACGCGCAUUCGGCUGCUGGACAACAACGUGAUCGAAUGCACGCUGUCGGUGGAGAGCACGGGGCAGGAAUGCCUGGAAGCCGUGGCGCAGCGACUGGAACUACGUGAGACUCCCUACUUCGGCCUGUGGUUCCAAGGGAAGACCCAGGCUCCGGCGCAGCGUUGGGUGGAGUUGGAGAAGCCCCUCAAGAAGCAGCUGGACAAGUUCGGCAAUGAGCCGCUGCUCUUUUUCGGGGUCAUGUUCUACGUGCCCAGCGUGUCCCGAUUGGAGCAGGAAGCCACCAGGUAUCAGUACUACCUUCAGGUGAAGAAGAAACUGUUGGACGGACGUCUCCACUGCACGGUGGAGCAGGGCAUCAGACUAGCUGGCCUAGCAGUACAAGCCGACUUCGGGGACUUCACUCAGUUCAUGUCUCAGGAUUUCCUCAGGGAGUACGUGCUCUUUCCAGUGAACUGGCCUAAUGGAGACGAGGUGCUAGAGGAGUGGACUCAGAAGGUUGCCGAAGAGCACAAGAGCCACUGUUUUCCAGAUUCUUUUGGGCGCCGCCUGAGUCGCCCCUCCCCCACUACUCGAAUGCAGGCGGCCGAAGCGGAGCUGUUGUACAUCAAGGAGAUUGAGAAACUGGACGGCUUCGGCCAGGAGAGUUUCGCCGCUAAGGACAACUACACCAACGACAUUUUCAUCGGCAUGUCUUUCAUCGGCGUCUUCGUCAAGCACAGAAACGGAAGGUCCAUCAUGCUCCACAGGUGGAAGGACAUCGGCACCAUAGCGCACAACAAGUCGGCCAUCACGGUGGAGAUAACCAGUCGGGACGACACCAUCAUCUUUCACAUGGAGGAUAUGGAAAUGGCCAAGUACAUCGCUCGUCUGUUCACGGCCAGACACAAGUUCUACAAACAGAACAAGAUUUGCGCAGAGCCGACUCACUCCCCUGCGCCAAUCAGGAGACGGCCAACCUGGACGCACCGCCUCUCUCUGCCCCGGCCGCAGUCCUGUAACUUCCAGACAAUGCAUUCCCAGUAUGGAGAACAUUACCAAGACACGAAAAGCUCGCAAGACAGCAUCUUCCACGACGACCCCUACUACAAGUCCGAGAGCAGCCUGGACCACUGCCAGGUGGACUUUCCCUUCCGCAACGGCACGCUGCCCAACGGAAGCGUGUACAGCAGCCCCAGCCUGAGCUCCCUCAACCGCUCGCAGACGUUCGUGGCGCCCUCGCCCAUGUCGUCCAACCUCAGCAUCCCGGGCAGCGAGCUGAUGCGGCCCGACUACAUCCCCAGCCACCGGCACAGCGCCAUCAUCGCGCCGUCCUACCGGCCCACGCCCGAGUACGACGCCGUGAUGCGGCAGAAGAGGCGGGUGCUGCACGCGCACCACGACCUCCACAGCCAGUCGCUGCGCAGUCUGAACAUUAGCAACGCCUGCGCUUAUCGCCAGCCUGAGGCGCUGGUGUAUAGCCAGCCCGAAAUGAGGGAGAGGGGCCCCUAUCAUGGCCUGGGACCCAGCCAGGGACCGUACGCACAGAUCAGUUACAGUAAGCCAGUGUCUCACGGCCCCCAUCAGGGAGGACCGGCCAGCAGUCAGGGUCCUUGUCAUUCGCCUUGCGUCAACGGCGGCGGCGGCGGCGGCGUGGGAAGCUCGAUCUCUCACACGGUCAGCACACCCGAGCUGGCCAACACCAAACAACAAGGGAGCGCCGCCGGCAGCUACGCCGCCACCGCUCAGGUCGUGAGGAACCACGUAGCGCGACCGCCCCCGCCGUACCCCUCCACGCCCUUCCGGCCCGCCACCAGCACGCCGGACCUGGCGAGCCACCGCCUGCGCUGCAUCGGCGGCAGCAGCCCGGAGCUGGUCACCCGCAUGGUGCAGCUGUCCGUCAAGACCUUCCAGCCGGACAGCUCGGCGGUGGUGCACCAGUCCCUGCAGGAGGUCAGCGAGCCGCUCACCGCCAACGUGGUCAAGCGCCGCUCCGCCCUGGGCAAGAGGCACAGCAUGGAGGUGAUCAGCAGCAUGAGAGGCGGUGGCAUGGAGGGCACGGUGAUGAAGGGCAUCAACGCUCCUCUUCAUCGAAGGAAUACUCUCCGGGAGCACGUGUCGCAAGCGCCUCAGCCUCAUCCGCCGCAAUCCAAAGACUCGCCCGUCCCGACGCCCCCCCAGAAGGAACCGGCGGCGGCGCCCGCCGUGGCCUACCAGCAUCAAAAGACUCUCUCCAACGCCACCAUGCUCAUCCACAGCAGCGAGAGCGAGGAGGAAGAGGAGGAGGAGGAGGAAGAGGAGGAGGAGAGGCCGGAGCUGGAUGUCCAAAUCCCGGGCCUCAACGAGGACGUCAGCAUCAGCGCCCAGUUGCAGGCCGCCCUGGCCAAACUGCCCAACAAGCCCCCUCCGGAGUACCCGGGCCCCCCCAGGCCUCCCGGCAACGUUUCCCUUCACAACCACACGCGACACCGCGACCGCGAUCCGGCACCGCACGGCGGCCGGGCGAAUCUCGAGGACGGCGAGCCCGGCAGCGGGGGUAGCGGGACUCUGACGCGAGGGGACCAGGGCGGCGUCAACGGCAACGUUUUGGGUCCGUCCUUCUCGGAACCGGACCUGACCAGCGUCAAGGAGAGAAUGAGGAAGGAGCCGGUGAAGGAGCGGCCCGUGUCGGAGAUGUUCUCCUUGGAGGACAGCAUCGUGGAGAGGGAGAUCGCGCAGAGGACGUUGGAGAGACAGAAGAUGUCCGUGGACUCCAUGAAGAGGCCGCUGAUGAUGGCCGCCCUCAACGGCCUCUACGUGGCCCGCGUGCCCGUCCCCGAGUGUCCGGCGGAGGACGGCGCCAAGGCUGCCCCUGACGAGCGGUGUAAGAUGUUGGAGCUGAAGCUGGAGGAGGAGCGCGUCUUCACCGAGUACGAGCAGGUGCCCAAAAAGAGGGCGGACGGCGCCCUCACCACGGCCGCGCUCCCCGAGAACGCGGAGCGCAACCGCUUCCGUGACGUGGUCCCGUACGAGGAGAACCGGGUGGAGCUGGUGCCCAACAAGGAGAACAACACCGGCUACAUCAACGCCACCCACAUCAAGGUGACCAUCCGAGGGGAGGAGUGGCACUACAUCGGCACCCAGGGCCCGCUGGCCAACACCUGCGGCGAUUUCUGGCAGAUGGUGUGGGAGCAGGGCGUCAAUGUCAUCGCCAUGGUUACGGCCGAAGAGGAGGGCGGGCGGCCCAAGAGUCACCGCUACUGGCCCAAGCUGGGCUCCAAGCACAACUCGGCCACGCACGGCAAGUUCAAGGUGACCACCAAGUUCCGCACCGACUCGGGCUGCUACGCCACGACGGGCCUGAAGGUCAAACACCUGCUGUCGGGCCAGGAGAGGACCGUGUGGCACCUGCAGUACACCGACUGGCCCGAGCAGGGCUGCCCCGAAUAUGUCCAGGGCUUCCUCUCCUACCUGGAGGAGAUCCAGUCAGUGAGGAGGCACACCAACUCCAUGCUGGACACCUCCAAGAGCCUUAACCCCCCCGUGGUGGUGCACUGCAGCGCAGGGGUGGGCCGCACCGGCGUGGUCAUCCUCACAGAGUUGAUGAUCAGCUGCCUGGAGCACAAUGAGCCCGUGGAGAUCCCCACCAUGCUGUCGGGCUUGCGGCAGCAGCGGAUGCUGAUGGUCCAGACCAUCUCGCAGUACAAGUUCGUCUACCAGGUCCUCAUCCAGUUCCUCAAGAACUCUCGCCUCAUCUGAAGUGUCUGCGGACGACAAGCCCUCACCCGCGUUUUGAUUUUGUUCCGUUUUUUUUUUCCCUUCUUCUUCUUCAGUUUUCAACUGCUAAUACGUUCUGUACAUUUCCUCAAAUAGCGGCCAGUUAAAAAAAGGCAAACGCCACCUUCAAAUGGACACUGCCUAACGUAUUUAUUCAGCACCAAGUUGCCACAAGAUGGCACCAAAGCCCUGUCUAAUAUAAAACUAUUGCUUUGACGCCAUCUUGGUGCCAAGUAACCAUUUUGAAGUGUGGCGAGGAACUUUUGUUAAACACGCCAAAGCCCCUUCUCGUAGAAAAGUAGUGCUUUGCUGCCAUCUUGUGGCAUCUAUAGGUAAUUGUAACCCUUUUUGGGAGGAGAGUGUCAAUGGUUCACACAGCUGGUGCAUUUGAACGCUGCUGCUAAGCAAAACAGCAGUACUUACCGUGGCAAGUGCAAAGUUAAAAUGAUGCAAUCAUUUUAAACAUAAACAUGUUACUCCAAAAAUGCGCCAGAAGUUCCUCCGCCGUCUGCCGUUGAGAAAACGAAACGCCCCAGGCCGCUAGAUGAAGAAAUGCAUUUUAAAAGUGGCACAAUAGUGCUUGGAUUUAAAAAACAAAACAAAACAAAAACAAUCAAACAAAAAAAAAAACAGCAAAUAUUUACUUUGAUUUUGUAACGAAUGCUUUUUUUUCCCCCCCUUUUCUUGUAUAUUUAUUUAUCCAUCUCAACAUUGAGCUGCCCAGCAUUACAUUUCAAAAUGUCCAUCAUGAAAAUCACGGGUGGGCUGUACAAGAUUUCCGAACAAAUGCAAGUAGUCACAGCGCUUCACUUUUGGCACAUUUUGUCACGGCGAGACCUCAUUCCAGAAUGGGGGGGGAAGUACUUUACUAAACAGGUUGUCAUUAUGGGAUGUCGUGUGUGGAAUUUAGAGGGGGAAAUGAGUUCAAUGUGGAAAAGGGCUGUUGCAUAACAAAACAUGGAAGGUGAAAAGGUGAAACAUUUUGAAUACUUUUCAUAUGAUGUUUAUUAUUAUGUAUCAUCAUGUCAUAACGUUGGAUUUUUUGUCGCUCUCUUAACACUUCCUGUAAGGUUUCAUUGGUUUUUGGGUGGGCCGUAGGUGAGUACAUUUGAACGAUCAAGAUGAAACCUCGAAAAAGAGUACAAAGAGUGCAUUGAAAGACUCGUUGGACAAACUGUAAAUAGCGUUCAGUUGUGCCUUCAAGGAGCUCUCCACGCAUCUCCGAGCUGAAAUCUUUUUGAGUCACUAUUUAUCCUGCAACAUGUUCAGAAAAUAACUUUUGUUUGUUUGUUUGUUUGUUUAUGUACAGACACGUGUAUUGUGUGAAAAUACUUGUUAUACUUUCAUGACUUGGUACUAAAAAAUACCGCAACCUGUUCAACUACGCAUGCAUUUUUAAAACAAAUCUAUAUUUGAAUGUAUAUAUAAGCAUAUAAAUAUAUAUAUUCUGGUGUGUAUAAGCUUCCGGCUCUCGCGAGUGUUUUAUUGCACUCGUUUGUCACGUGGCAUUGCACUGUUUGUUCAUAUUUAAUCCCCCUUUCUUUUUCUUCUUCGUGUGUGUGUGUGUGUACAUAUUUGUAUAUGUUUUCACUGCAUUCUCCUCCUCCUUGUACUUGCUUGUAAUGCAAUAAAGCCUUAUUUUCUCUA
Molecule: messenger RNA, 6756 nt
Organism: Phycodurus eques (leafy seadragon)
Lineage: Eukaryota; Metazoa; Chordata; Actinopteri; Syngnathiformes; Syngnathidae
Product: tyrosine-protein phosphatase non-receptor type 14-like
Exons: 21
Coding region: 1312-5091 (1259 amino acids)
Biological process (GO): lymphangiogenesis; protein dephosphorylation
Cellular component (GO): cytoskeleton
Molecular function (GO): protein tyrosine phosphatase activity
Source: RefSeq, a predicted model, not a curated record